Odocoileus virginianus texanus is the source of this 1985-nucleotide messenger RNA. RefSeq names its product endoplasmic reticulum protein 27 (gene ERP27). Gene Ontology annotation, biological process: response to endoplasmic reticulum stress; protein folding. Gene Ontology annotation, molecular function: protein disulfide isomerase activity. Gene Ontology annotation, cellular component: endoplasmic reticulum. NCBI's taxonomy places the organism in Eukaryota, Metazoa, Chordata, Mammalia, Artiodactyla, Cervidae. The record is from RefSeq and is a predicted model, not a curated record.
CCCUGGAGUCAGACAUGACCGAGUGUGCACACACGCGCUGCUUGGGCGCCCCCCGCAGGAAGAAAGCUUUCACCAGACACCAUCAUUGUCCAAAAUGUCCGUAGUUCAUCUUCUCCUAGCACCCUGUGAGUUUCCCAAUUUUUUAAUCACUUUCCAUUUUACAUUUAAACGAUCUAUUUAACUGCCCAUCUUUCAUAUUAACAAUCUAAGCUGGGAGAGGUGAUCAGAUCACCAUGAUUGCUACGUCCAUAGUGUCUAAGUCAACCACCUGGCAUAGAAUGUUUUGUUUUAUUUAAAGGAAAUAGCCUGACUUUCUUCUGAUUGGUUUUGUUCCGAGGCCCUGUUACUGAAUCCUGUCUCUUAUCUCAAAAGUUGAAGGUCCCCCUGCCCCAGAGUCAGCUGCAGUGUUCCCAGAGCACAAAUUACGCCACAAUCCAUUAACUGCAGAGUGGGCUGCCCUGAGUCAGCGGCUCCAAACACCAAGACCAGGGCGUGGAACAGGAGCAAGAAAGUGGAAGCCAUGCCGUCCAGAUGCCUGUUUCUGUUAUUUCUCUUCACAUACAAACCGUCCCCGGAAGUUGCCGCAGAAGUUCAGGAAUCAUCAGAUGGUCCCAGUGCCCAGGAACCUGUGCGACUCACAGAUGUCCAAGCUGCCAUGGAAUUCAUCGCUGCUGCUGAGGUGGCUGUCAUAGGCUUCUUCCAGGAUUUAGAAGUACCGGCAGCGUCCCUAAUCCAUGGUGUGGUGCAAAAUUUCCAAGACGUGUCUUUUGGGAUCAGCACUGCCUCCGAGGUUCUGACUCACUACAACAUCACUGGGAACACUAUUUCCCUCUUCCGUCUGGUGGAUAACAAACAACUGGAUUUAAAGGGUGAAGACAUGGAAAGCAUGGAUGCCACCAAGUUAAGCCGUUUCAUUGAGAGCAACAACCUCCACUUGGUGACGGAGUACAAUGCUAUAACUGCAAUUGGCCUAUUCAAUAGUGUGAUUCCGAUUCAUCUUCUACUGAUUAUGAACAAGGCCUCCUCAGAGUUUGAAGAAAACUUGCACAGAUUUCAGGAGGCAGCUAAGCUCUUCCAGGGGAGGAUUCUUUUUAUUCUGGUGGACAGUGGAGUGAAGCAAAAUGAAAAGGCGAUAUCAUUUUUCAAACUAAAGAUGUCUGAACUGCCUGCUUUAGCAAUUUACCAGACUCUAGAUGAUAAGUGGGAUACACUGCCUAUAACAGAGGUCUUACUAGAGCAAGUGCAAAAUUUUUGUGAUGGAUUCCUGAAAGGGAAAGGACAGAGAGAAAAUCAUGAAUCAGAAGAGAAGACGUCAAAGGUGGAACUCUGAUUUCUUCCCUGUUUCUUCUGCGUACAAUCAAGUAACUACUUUAUGCUGAAUGAAAAGGGGUCAGUAAAAAGACUCAAAUCUCAGAGACACUAAAUAACAGACUCGCCAAGCUUCUCACACACACACACACACACACACACACACACAACUCCAGUUUGUUCCUUAAAAUCUCAAUUACUCUACUUGCCCUUUCUUUUAAAUUUUCUAUACUCUCUACUACCCAUCUGAUUUUUCUCUUCUGCAUUCACACUGAGUGGACCCAUACACUGGAUGGAGGUUUUAAGAGAAACACUGCACUCUUGCUGUGAAGUGGGGGGUAGGGGGAGAUGAGGGGACAGGGAGCAUUCCUAGAGGGAAAUUGUUCUGAGGGUCAUUUAAUAUUGAAACAUCCAACAUCUUGUAGGGUUGCCUAAGAGUUGAAACCCUACUCUUCAUAACCCUUGUCCCUCUCUGACUCAGAGCCAAGGACACAAACAUGGUUUUAAACACCUUUCUGGAAUUGUCUUCAUGCUAGAAGUCAAACAAUAUUUCCGAGUCUCUGAACUCAGCAGAAACAGACCGUGUACAACUCUAUGCUUGUUUUGCAUUCCUAACUCCCCAUAUGAAUCAACAACUGCAUGAUAAAUAAAAAGCCCUAUCUUAUAGGAAAAGACUG